UGUACAGGACAGAGCUCGGAAUAUGACCGGAUUUAAUUCAAUUUUUCUCGAAUUUGACCAAAAGAAAACACAAAAAAAUAUACGGUAGCAGGCAUGAUAUUAUGAAGUAACGAACAAUGUGAUUUUGAGGUGAUCGAAAGUUGAGUUUGUGUAUAAAUCGGGAUUUAUUGUGCUCUGAUUUUUUCUGAGGAUUGGAGAUUUACACAGCAAGUACAGUAAUAAUGUACACUACACUACUGUGUGUAAAAUAGCUGAUCUGUAGAAAAGGACUGGAAAGCAUGGGGGAUUACCACUCACAGAUGUGGAGGAUAGUUUCAGUCAUAUUAUUUCUAUGCCAUCGUCUUUCAUGUGCUUUUGAUGUGAAUCUAAAUGUGGACGCGGGUGCUAGUAUCGGUGUGACCAUUUUCAACGCCAGCCUUGGGCCGGGCUGGUCGUAUAAGUUACUACCAGUAAAGGGAAACACUGUUGCGAACCGUCAUGUGACGUCAUUCCUGUCCGUGGAUCGCCACGGUCGCAUCAUAGUCAAAUCGCUCCCAAGGUGCAUAAAUCGUCUCGGUCAGCAACAAAAUCCAUACACCGUUUACGUGAUUAGCGAAACAAUAAAACCAAGUACGAAUUAUUCUAUGAUUCCUGUCAACGUCCAUUUGCACGGACGAAACUGUUUUACAAAAUUCCGUCGGAAGUCUCAGAGAUUACUGUACAGUUCGCCUGUCCUGGGCUAUCGUCUUAAUUGGCAGCAAGGUGUUUGUUUAUCUCCUUACACUCAUAUUGUGAAUAUAUUGAAUAAUCUCCCUCUGUCAAUAAAAAAAUGCGUUGUGGGUUAUCGGACAGAUACUGAAAAUGUUCGUGUCCGUUCUGAUGGAUCUUUACAGACUCGUGGCGAAGUCUGCAUUGUGACUGACACCUGGAUUAUAGGGAUUAAAUUAUCAGUAAUUUGUGGUACGAACGAUUCUGAACUUCCGUUAAAGGUCGUACUGCUGAGUAAGAAUGGACUUGAGCGCGACUUCAAAGUCCAUCACUCCAUAAAACAUCUUCAUCGGAUGAAACGGGACACUAACGAUUUUACUCCCAUUUUUCCGGAACCUUACUAUGUCCGCAAUGUCACAGAAGAAAAACCUGCUGGAUUAUUUGUCGAUACGAUCAAUGCGACUGAUGACGACUCGGGAGCUGCUGGGCAGAUCACCUACUCCCUGACCGCGACGAGAGACGGCCGCAGCCAGGGCAUGUUCAAAAUCGACCCAAACUCUGGUCGAAUCACAACCACACAGAAGCUCGAUCGUGAGGAGAUUGGUGAACAUUAUUUCACCAUCUAUGCCAAGGAUGGGGGAACAAGUUUCAAAAACACCGGCCAGGCAUCGUUAACAAUCAGAGUAGAUGACGUCAAUGAUCAUACGCCAAGUUUUGAAAUUCCUCGAUACUUUCACGAGGAGGCAGAGACAGCAAGUAUUGGUUCAACUGUAUUGACUGUCCGCGCCACUGACCAGGAUUCCGGUGAAAAUGCCAAGAUCAAAUACUCCAUCAUGAAUCCGGAACCACCGAAUGAUGUCUUCAGUCUUGAUGAGUCGUUAGGCACAAUCACAACUGCGAAGAAAUUAGAUCGUGAGACCACCGAACAGUACACCUUGAUUGUGAAAGCGCAGGACCAAAGUCUGAACAUCCAGGAUCGGCGCGAGGCAACAGCGACUGUCGUCAUAACCAUCAAAGACAUGAAUGACAACUACCCACAGUUCGAGAAGAAUUCGUACACUGUCAGAGUGAGAGAGGACAUUGAUUGGAAGUCGCAGCCUGUAAUCGGCACUAUCAUGGCUCAUGAUGCAGAUCUGGGCCCGAAUGGGUUAAUACGAUAUAGUAUCACUGGAGGAAACACGAGGGACACUUUCAAAAUCAAUGAAGUAAAUGGCCAGUUGUCUGUUGUGAAGCAGUUAAAUUAUGAAGACACGUACGGGAAUAGUUACAACCUGAAAGUGCGCGCUCAGGACAGUGGCUCCCCUUCGAAGGCAAACAGCACGACAGUUCUGGUUGUGGUGGAAGAUGUAAAUGAUAACAGUCCCCGCUUCAUUACUAUGAACUUUCAGGAGAGGAUACUGGAAAACGUCGACCCUGGCUAUGAAAUUGUUCGAGUGCAGGCCUUCGAUCAAGACUCGGGCGCCAAUUCUGAAAUAUCUUACUCCAUUAUAAAUGCACCAGCGAAUAUGCCAAUCGUCAUUGACAGCAAAACCGGCCGGAUUACGACAAGUGGUCCGUUAGAUCGGGAAAAAACAGAUCGGUACUCGUUCAGUGUCCAAGCCCGAGAUCAUGGGACACCUCCGAGGUCAGACAACGCUACGGUCAAAAUAACGAUCACAGAUGUUAACGACAAUGCCCCCGUUUUUAAACCGAAUUUUUAUGAAAAGGCAAUUUCAGAAGAAGUGGCACCUGGUGAGCUGGUUGAGACAGUUACAGCAACUGAUGCAGAUACCGACCUUCAUGCAAGAGUUACCUACAGUAUCUCCGGUGGAAACACACGUCAGGCGUUCAACAUACACGGCCAGAGUGGUCUGGGCUUGAUCUCGGUCGCAAGGAAUCUAGACUACAAGGAGCAGAAUCGUUACGUUUUGACCGUGACUGCUACAGAUCCGGGCGGCCUCAGCACAUCCUGUACGGUCAUUGUUAACAUCACAGACGCCAAUACGUACCGCCCUGUUUUCAAAAACACGCCAUAUGUAGCGAAAGUGAAUGAGGAUGUCAAAGUUGGUGUCAGUGUGUUUCAGGUGUCCGCAACUGAUGAUGAUGUUGGGGAGAAUGCGCGCAUCUCCUACACCAUGGACGCCUCUGAUGUCUUCCGUCUCGAUCCUUCGACCGGUAUACUCUACACUAAGAAGCCACUCGACCGGGAGUCCACGCCCGGUUAUACCAUCAGUGUCACUGCGACCGAUCAUGGCCAUCCCAUCAAGUCUGACACCACUGAUCUAGAAAUUCAAAUCAUUGACGUGAAUGAUAAUUUUCCCGAGUUCAAGCAAACCGUCUACAAUGGGACAAUAAAUGAGAACGCUGUGGUUGGUACUAGUGUGAUAACGGUCACAGCGACUGAUAAGGAUCAGGGCUCUAAUGGCGCUAUUCGGUAUACCUUCGACGGUGGCAACAGUGGGAAUGGUGACUUCAGUAUUGAUGCAACCCUCGGGAUAAUUCGCACCGCCAAAGCUCUAGAUCGAGAACUAGUAGCCAACUAUGAGUUGAAGGCAUUUGCGGUGGACCGCGGCGCAAGUAAAAAAUCCACGGCGGUGAAAAUUAAUAUUCAGGUUAGCGAUGUAAAUGAUAACAGACCUAAGUUCGACUCCCUUGUAAUCAAUCUCGAUAUCAAUGAAAAUGAACCAAUCGGGUCGACGGUUGGGAAAAUCGUGGCACGUGAUCCGGAUGAGGGGCAAAAUGCGCAUGUGGAAUAUAGCAUCGUGGGUGGCGUGGAUCGAAGGCUGUUUGAGUUGGGACCAUCAAAAGAUGGCGCUGCGGUUAUAUUGUCAAAGACCGAGUUGGAUUACGAACGUGGUAAAAGAGAUUACGAGAUCAAACUUCGGGCCACUUCUGCGCCGUUAUUUUCGGAUGUACUUGUUGUUAUUCACGUGAAGGAUAUCAACGACAAUCCCCCUGAACUUCAAAACUUCAAAAUCAUAUUCAAUAAUUUCAUAAAUCAUUUCCCGACGGGUUAUAUUGGUCGAGUUCCGGCGCAUGAUCCGGAUGUUUCGGAUAAGCUGUCGUAUCGGUUCUUGUCGGGAAAUGAAGGGAACGUUCUCCACCUCAACACAACGACUGGCAUGAUUCGUCUCGACUCGAGACUCAACUCGGAUGUCCCCAAAAAUGGAACACUGAAAGUCAGCGUCUCAGAUGGUAAAAAUGAGAUCGACGCCAACUGCGAAUUAUCCGUCAAACUCGUCACCGACAACAUGCUAUUCAAUAGCAUCACUGUUCGCCUCAACAACAUGUCGCAAACGGCUUUCCUCUCACACAUCUACGAGCUCUUCCUGAGAGGUUUGGCCAGCAUCUUCGAGACAGACAAACGUAACAUCUUCAUCAUCAACGUCCAGGAUGACACGGACGUAGCGACAAAGAUUCUGAACGUCAGCUUCUCGGUGCGGAAGAUGAUCCGGAAUAACCAGGAGUACUUCCACCCGCCGCAGGACUUGAGGGAGAAGGUCUAUCUACGUCGAGUGCUCCUCGCUCAGCUGUCGACAGCAGAGGUUCUGCCUUUUGACGACAACCUGUGCGUGCGAGAGCCUUGUCUCAACCACGAGGUCUGCAUGACCAUUCUCAAGUUUGGUAACGCUUCAUCCUUCAUUGCGUCCGACACCAUGCUCUUCCGGCCAAUCAGACCAGUCAACUCGUACAAUUGUAGUUGUCCUAAAGGCUUCACAGGAAUGGAGGCUUCGUACCUGUGUGACACCGAGGUGAACCUCUGCUACUCGAGUCCAUGUGGAGAGAACGGAACAUGCAUCCAAAGGGAGGGAGGUUACUCCUGUGACUGCAAGGCUGGCUUCACUGGCGAACAGUGUCAGUAUGACAUGAGAAACACCAACUACGUCAAGGAUAGCUGCCCCGAGAAUGUCUGUAGACCGCCGUCGCGCUGUGUGCCCGAGACUGGCGGUGGAUUCAGCUGUGUCGGCUGUCCGAGGAAGGAUUACCAUACGGAAUUCUGCGAAGUUACGACGCGUGGGUUUACGAAAGGGACUUUCUUGAUGUUCCCAUCACUGAGGAGGACACACCGAUUCAGGAUUCGACUAAGGUUUUCAACACGUGAAAAAAAUGGAUUACUUUUCUAUAACGGACGUUACAAUGAGAAACACGACUUUGUUGCAUUGGAGAUUAUCGACGGGCAAGUUCAGUUCUCAUUCUCGCUUGGAUCUAACAUCACGACGGCCUCGGCAUUCGUCAAGGGUGGCGUCCAUGAUGGAAGCUGGCAUGAGGUGUCUGUCGAUUAUCUUAAUCGGUCUGUGACGCUGACCGUCGGUGAAGAUUGUGACCCAGCUUUGGCGAUCAACCACUUGGCACAAUAUGGUUCCCGGUGUGCGGUCACUGUCAGUCACCCCAUGGAAGAAAGAUGUGCCAUCCUGACUGAGUUCUGCCACCGCUACCUUGACCUGACUGGCCCAUUACAGAUCGGCGGCCUCCCGAACUUAGAAACCGAGUUCCAGGUGAAGAAUAAAGAAUUCAGUGGCUGCAUGAAGGACUUCUACAUCGAUGACGACUUCCUAGAUCUCGGUUCUUACGUUUAUAACAACGGCACCGUCGAGGGAUGUCCGCAGCUUCAGAAGUUCUGUGAUUCAUCUCCGUGUGCCAAUGGAGGUACUUGUCACAAUGGAUGGGGAACCUUCGUCUGCCGAUGUACUAACGAUUAUGGAGGUCAGGAUUGCAAGCAACGUAUUGCCAAGGCCAAAAGCCUUGCAGGGAACAGUUACCUUGUGUACCAGCUUGGACUGACCACCAUCCAGAUACCGUGGUAUAGCGGGGUAUCCUUCAGGACGACCAAGGACUCGGGCCUGCUCAUGCAAGUUCAAAUUGGCAGAGAUACAGCUGUCACAAUGGAGAUUAAGUCAGGUUACAUCCAGUACACUUAUCCCGGCGAGACGAUUCUAUUCGACACUGUCAAGGUGAACGAUGGAGAGUGGCAUUACAUCGAAGUCGGUUGGCUGAAGACAGCGCUGGUUAUAUCACUAGAUUAUGGCCAGGUGGAGCAACAGUAUGACAUGUCGACGUAUGUUAACGAGAAAACAAUAAGCGAAGUGUUUAUAGGUGGCGUGAGUGUGAACGCAGGUGGAAGUACCAAGGUGGAAAAAGGACUUACUGGUUGUGUCGAGAAUGUUCGGUUGGGUGGUAGCCAGAAUGCUGUGCUCGGUGUGCCUACGACAACAUACAAUGCCAAUGAAGGCUGCAGCAGUCCCGACCCAUGCGCGAGGGCGUCUUGUCCUGUCAAUAGUGAAUGUGUCAACAAGUUUGACACCAAUGUCUGCGUUUGCCAUAAAGGUUACUUUGGACCACUCUGCUCUGAGAUCUGUGAAACGGCCAAUCCCUGCAAACACGGCGCGACGUGUCGGACGUCUGCCAGCGCUUCCCACGGCUACCGAUGCGAAUGUACGGAGUUCCAUUCCGGCCAAUACUGCGAGAAUCUGAUUGGUCAACCGUGCCCAGCAUCAUGGUGGGGCUUCCCGAUCUGCGGCCCUUGUAACUGUCCAACGAGUAAUGGUUACAAUCCGAGCUGUAACAAGACAACUGGAGAAUGCUCUUGCAUGGCGAAUCAUUACGUUACUCCUGGUGGUCAGGUGUGUCGACCAUGCCGUUGUGAUCCCCUCGGUUCCCUCGUGGGACCAUGUGACCAGAAGACUGGACAGUGCCAGUGUAAGACCAGUGUGAUUGGGCGGCAGUGCAACCAGUGCGGGAGCAAAUAUGCUGAGGUCAAAGAAAAAGGGUGUGAAACUGUGUUCAAGAAAUGUCCCAAGAGUUGGAGUGAUCAUAUCUGGUGGAGGCAGGCGGAUUAUGGCGUACUGCAGACCAAGAGUUGUCCCCUCGGAACUGUUGGUAAGGCAACGCGUUUCUGCAGCAAGGAAAACAUCUGGUCCGCACCCGAUACCUUCAGUUGUAUGUCUAUCAACUUUGAAAAAAUGCAGGGCGAUCUCAUCAAAAUCGAGAAAGGUAAUAUGAAGAUGAACACAUUCUUGUCCAAAACGUUGAUGGAGAGGCUGGAUAAGGCCACGCGGGAGACAAAGAUCCUGUACGGAAGCGAUGUCGAUAUUGGCUACCGGAGCAUUAAGCAGGUGCUCAUCUUUGAGAAUGCACAAGCUGGCCUGAAUCUCACCCACACGCAGGAUAAAAAUUUCAUACAGAACAUGAUGAAUUCUCUCGAUCGCAUCUUCAAUCCCAAGUUCCAGAAGAUGUGGGGUGUGAUCCAGACGCGUUCGGGUGGGUCGUCAGAUCUCAUGUACCACCUCGAGAAAUACGUCACGACACUCGCAAGGAACAUGGAGGUCACGCUGAUACCGGCAUUCGAUGUGGUCACCGAUAAUUUAGUGCUCGGAGUUGACAAGAUAGCCAAGAACCUUGGAAACGAGACUGUCAUACCGAAAUAUAACAAUAAGGUGCAGAAUAUGAGGAUAUUUGAUAAAACGACACAGAUUGUGAUGCCAAAGAGUGUCUAUGAUCUCAAAGGUGUGCUGAGCGGCCUGAGCAAUCAACUGACAGACGACGCCGACGUCGGUUACAUCUUCUACAAAACUCUGGGAGAAAUCUUACCGUCGACAUACGAAAAGACAGUGCGCAUUCCCAAGAAGGUCCCACUGAAGGUCAACUCGCCCGUCAUCUCCUUGAAACUGAUCUCGAACAACAACGAAAUCACCGGUAAACUUCCCGACCCGAUCACACUCGAGAUGAAGCAGCUCACCGACUUCAACAGGACAAGUCCACAGUGUGUUUACUGGAAAUAUACAAACCUAACGUCUGGGUCCGGAGAGUGGUCGUCUGCUGGAUGUACCGUGAUCAACCGGACGGCCAUGAAGAUAGGCGCAAGCAUCAUCACGUGCCAGUGUAAUCACAUGACCAGCUUUGCCGUUCUCAUGGACGAGACUGAUGUCGAGUAUGAACCAGCUGGGCCGAUCACCGUCGAGAUCAUCACGUACGUCGGCCUGGUGAUCUCUUGCACCUGUCUUCUCCUGGCCAUGUUGUUCCUGUGCUGCCUUAGACGGCUUCAGAACAAUAUGCACAGCAUUCAUAUCAACCUGAUGUGGUGUAUCUUUGUCGGCGAGAUCCUGUACAUGUGUGGAAUAGGUGUAGUCAAUCCAGAGCUUGCAUGUCGAAUCAUCGCCAUCUUCCUCCACUUCUUCUUCAUGUCGGCCUUCGCUUGGAUGUUUGUCGAGAGUUUACAUCUCUAUCGGAUGAUGACGGAGAUACGGGACAUCAACACAGGAUCCAUGAAGUUUUAUUACGCAGUCGGUUAUGUGAUUCCCGGAAUUAUAGUUGGACUUGCAGUGGGUUUGAGCACCGAGAGUUACGGCAAUGGAAGCUUCUGCUGGCUGUCAACACGGGAUCAACUAAUCUGGAGUUUUGUUGGACCAGUGUGUAUAGUUUAUGUGAUGAAUGUGAUUGUAUUUUUCAUGGCAUUGAAAGCGAGUUUUAAUGUCAAGUCAGAAGAUGAACAGCAUUUAUUCAGAGUUGGCCUUGUGGCGGCCAUGUUCCUACUGCCGCUGCUCGGCAUGGCGUGGGUGUUUGGGCUCCUCUCCGUCAAUGAGAACUCCCUCGCCUUCCAUUACCUGUUUGCCAUAUUCUGCCUUCUUCAAGGCCUAUUCUUACUGCUGGGACAUAUCAUACUCAAUCCAAGGGCAAGAUGGGAGCUGAAGAGAACAUGGGCAAUUUGCCAAGGAGAGAAGGAGGAAGAUCUGGAUGAUGAUCUCGCGAACACAAGGACGACAACAUUAUCGCGGUCUGCCCUGGCUUAUCACCAGGAUUCAUCCAUUCACGACGGUCUCAGCCGCAUCAACAUGGGUAUAUCGACAACAUCGACCACAAGCCGCUCAACCAGUAAGACGAGUAGCGGCGGUUAUAAACCGGACGGUUUCACGCGGAGUACCGGCAGCACGACAACGUCGAAGGAUAUUCCGUCAGAAUUCCAAAAUCCUGCAUUUGGAUUUGAUUCGUCAUUUUUCCAUGAUAAGCCGGUCGGUGAUCCCGACACGGGUGAGGUUAGCAGAAGACGUCGCCGCCACGAUUCUGAUUCAGACAGUGACUUGUCAAUAGGGCGCGCUAGCCUCGAUCUCGCGUCAAGUCAUUCGUCGGAUGAUGACGAUGAUGAUGACGACGUGGGAUGGGGACCGAUGGUCCAGCCAAAAAAUAAAGUUUUAGAAAGGGUCAAAGCACAAACCAAACCAAAAGGCCCGCAGCAUAGUACACCUAUAGUUCCACCACCAUAUACGCCUAACAAGCCACAAGGUUGGCAAGGGGAGCUAGCGCCCUCUACAACUAGCGAGUCGGACGUCAACGGACCUGCGCAAAUAAAGGUCAAGGUCACGGAAAGACGAGGCAGCCAAGACAGAAAGUUAGGAAACGGUUACCGUAGUAACAGUCCACGGAGCAAGGAUACAAACGCGGACCAGAGUACCGAUCUGGAUUCAUCAAUCAGCACCAGAGGGAGUGUUGAUCAACCCCCCUCACGGCACCCGCCGCCCUACAAUAUAGCCAUUGGGAGCCGGGCGUCCACCCCUGCCAGUAUGACAGGCUCGCCGCAACGCCCCCUAUCUCCAAACACGAGUUUCCCCUCCAGAUCUAUGUCACCUCCAGGGGGCACUCCGCCCCGGAGUACCUCAUCGCCACAAAAUGUUCAGUCAGGGGAGCGCCCCCUGUCGCCAUCUCGACAUCCUAAGUCACCACUAACGAGUAAUCCACCGCAGGUUGCCCCUAAACCGCGGGGGGUGCCAGUACCACCGCCACGGAUAUCAGUCCAAGUCCUCACUCAUAACGGGAGCAUAUCUUCUAAUGAUGAAAGCAAAGCCUAACAAAUGAACGCUCUGGAUCAGGAGACGUCCGUAUGAUGUCUGUUACGCCCAUAGGUGGCGCCACCUUAAUCUCUGGGAAGAUAUGCAAUACAUCAGAACAUUCUGAGCGGUUUCAUAAAAAAACGUUAUUCAUAAUUUCGGAUUUAUUGUAAAAUUUUGUACAUAAUUAUUUUGUUAUAUUUUGUAUAUUUCGAACUGUUCAACAUGAAAUGUUGAAUUUUUAUUAUGGAUUUUAUUGGGACAUAUCAGUUUCACGUGGUCAUAACAUUGUGGUCUGUUUGGUUUAGUGCUGAAGUUUUCAGUGAUCUUAGUUUCAAUCAGAUGUAGGUCGUGUUUAGAAAUGUGUUGUUUGUUUUUUGCAACAUCCUAAAUUGGCAAAGUUUACAAGCUAACCACGUGGUUUUCACCCCUUUAACCUCUUGACUACCGCCUACCGCUAGAGCGGUCGCAAUCAAAUACACGUGUUUACCGCCUACCGCUAGAGCGGUCGCAAUCAAAUACACAUGUUUACCGCCUACCGCUAGAGCGGUUGCAAUCAAAUACACGUGUUUACCACCUACCGCUAUAGCGGUUGCAAUCAAAUACACGUCUUUACCGCCUACCACUAGAUCGGUCGCAAUCAAAUACACGUGUUUACCGCUAGAGCGGUCGCAAUCAAAUGCACGUGUUUACCGCCAACCGCUAGAGCGGUCGCAAUCAAAUACACGUGUUUACUGCCUACCGUUAGAGCGGCCACAAUCAAAUACACGUGUUUACCACCAACCGCUUGAGUGGUCGCCAUGACCUUUCUGUGUAUUGUUUGGUAUGACCUGGCUCGGCUCUACUGGUGUAUAGUGACGCAGGCAUGUUGUCUGCUACCCAUAAACUUGAACUAAGUCGUAUAGAUGGCGCUGUGGUGGCGGCGAAGACGGAGGCUUUGCUAGAUGCACGUGGUGGCACAAUAAUACCAAAAAAGGCCCGGUAUGGAACAGUUCAAAUGGCCCGGUGGUCAAGAGGUUAACGGGGUACGCCAUUCAUAGUUACUGUUGAGCCAGGAAAAUGGAAAUGCAGUUAUGCACAAUGCUGUUGUGCUGCUUUUAUCCAGCAGACAAUUUGAAAUAUUGCCACCUGGAAUAUAUCCAGAAGUCUUGGCUGCAAAGAGAUGACUUUGGCCAGGCUGAUGAAAUUGACCUUACAGUUACGAGGUUGUCAAAAUGCUAAUUAAGAUGGUUGCAAAAGUUGCAAUUUCACAAAAAGGUGGAAGAUUUUCGGGUUUCCUGUAGGUAAACGUUUGUCCCUUUUGUCACUGAAUGAUUCUAUUGUUCUAGCUAUCAAAUCAUUAUAGCAAGAAGGUGUUGUGAUAGGCCUAGAUCUACUUACUUUCUCAAAAUGAUACUCUACCUGUAUUUGAAACACAGUGAAGGGACUGAAAUACUGUAAAACGCAAGGAGCUGUUGCAAAACUUAACCCAGCACGCUUCUUGGAUCACCCUGUAUCAUGUCAUGGACUGAAUUAUCUGUAAAAAUUGACGAAAAGUACAGGUAUCGUGUUAGUUGCGAUAUUUUUGCAGUAAUUUAGAGUUUUAUACUUUUUCAAGGUAAAUUUAUGUGUGUUGCGAGGGGGGGAUUAUACUGUAUCAGUUUACUCUUAAUUUAGGGGAACUUUGAAAUAGAUUUUGCCCGAUUGUUUGGAAUAUUUUACCUUACAUACCAUCAAUAGAAAACCUAUGGAUGUAUGUUUGUCGCUAUUUUGAAAGGGGAAUUUAUCUUCUUUUGCUCAGGGUUAUUAUAUGUAUAAGUUGGACCAUAAUUCAUAUCAGCUGAAAUUGAUUAUCUCCUAGGGGGGACAUCCAUUUAGUAUGUGAACUUAAAAGUACUGGCAGGGGGUCGAGAGUUUGAGGUCCAUAAUUUCACACCCUCUUGGGUGGGUGAGGGGGAGAUGAAGUGGUUUAUUUCUUUUGAACUGAACAGGAAUUUUCUGAAAUAACUGCAUAGUUACAUUUUGACUAAAAAAUAUCCUAUUUGUGUUAACAGGCAAUUCGGUAUAUACUGUAUCUGUGGUACCAGUAUUGCGAAGUACACUGAUAUAGCCUAAAGAAUGAAAUUUGUACAGAAACGUCUAAGUUGCUUUGACUGGUAUUCGAACCACUGAUCUUUGGAUGAACUGAUACUGCCUGGCCACGUUUCCCUAAGAACACGUGGUUUGUGGAAACCAGCACACCAAUGCGGGCGGGCCGGCAGGGUGGUUUUGACUGUACAUACUAAUUGGAUGCCCCCUAGUGUGACAUAUGCUUACUAUUAUUUCUAUCGUCAUAGUUUUCCAUUCCAGUUGAUACUGCUGUUUGAUUUCAUCACAACAUAUCCCUACACCUCUAAUCGGCUUCAUCCCGUCCUCAUGAGGGGGAUGUCAGCCCGUAAAAGUGGUUACUUUAUUAGAGUUUUGCACCAAUUUGUACGAAUUGGGCAAUGUCAUUUUCACCUGAAAGGACUUUGAGGCAGCGCCACAGUUGGCAGAAACUGGAACUAAAUUUGAUGUUGAUUCAAAGCACUCAAAGUGUAUUAUCAGAACUAUGGUACUGUGUUGAAAAAUCAUUUCAAAGUAGUGCUAUUCUUUAUAGACUGUACUCGCAUGUAUUUGGAUCAUACUUAUCAUGCUACAUAUCAAAGAAUGUAUUUCUUGGAUCACUCUAAAAGACAGUGCCAUCUCAUCAUUUUAUGAGAGUACAUCUUAUAAUAUUGUUUUUUGCUUCUUCUAAAUGAUUAUUUCUUUUCAACAUUCCAUCUAUUUUUUUGGCCAAGACAUAUUCUUUCUGAAACAUUCCUGUAUUUUAAACUUUUCAUGUGCAUAAUAGAUUAAAUUCUAACAUACAUUUGUACCAUAUCCUGUUACAGUCAUACGAGUCCUAUUAUCGCUAGUUACUUCAUGACCCCUUUUCAAAUGAAUAUAUGGCAGCAGUAGGACUUGACGUCGCAGCACAACGGCAAUAGUUUGAUGUACGACAUUACAAAAUGCAGAAAUACUAUUCACUUGGUAAAAAAUUCAUAAAACAUUCUUGGUGAUAAACUAUGUCCGAAGGGCUUUAACGAUGGCCCUUUUACAGUGUUUUCUGUCCUUUAGUUAAAGGAGGAGUUUAAUGGGAGAUAAUGUUUGGCCAGUACUAAUGACAGUUACAGAGUUCCUGCCAGGUGGCAUUCUGAACUUCAGAGGUACUCUCUCUGUAGUGGCUUUCCACAUACCGAUACAUGUACACAGAAAGCAAUAUCAGACAGCGAAGUGGAUUCCAAAAUUUCACACCUUGGCUGCCCAAUGACGUUAAUAUACAUGUGCAUGUACAUCUUUAUUGGGAACCAUCUCUUUGAAAUGACGUCAACUACCGGUACACAAACUCCAUCUGGCAAUUCCUGAAUAAAAUUGAGCUCCUUACUUCAGCAUUCUUUGUGUGUUUUCAAUCUGAAGAUGGUUUAUGUUGAGUUGGAGGUGUUUUUCUCCUGGGAGACUUCCUCCUCCAAGAUGGGAUGAGCAUCUGAUGUGGUCCUAUGGCUGCUGUCUCAACAAGAACACUGAAUUACAAAAGUUGUGGCCUAGAAUUGUCUCCCAAUGUACUCCUCAUAUAAAAUGUGGGGUUGUGAUUAUUUGAAAGGCUGUACGAAAGAUUUACAUAUUUUGCGCUUUCGAACUUGAUCUGAUGUUUUGCUGGCCUUCUCUAUAUUGUGUUUAUUGAACAUUGGUGCUACGUAUCUGUACAUUGUGUCUUCAUCAGUUCAGUUUAUAGGUGAGCUUUCAAUAUAUAACGCAUCGUCACAUUUAUUGCUGUAAAUUGCAUAGAAAUGUGCAGAAAAUAUGUGGUUUUUACCACAAGAUUCCUGGACAUUAUCAUAUAUGUCUCAUACCAUUGAUAAGACCAUUUGAUAUUUUGCUUGUAUAUAAUGAGAAAAAAAUGAAUCAAAAACUGCACGAAGCAUAAUGGAUUAUUUUUAAAUUGUCGAAUGAAUUUUCCUUUUGCGUGGGGGGAAAGGGGAUUUAAAGAGAAGUAGGGGAAAGGUACCAUAGUGUAGUUAACACGUUGGUUAAAGGUAUCGGUUUGCCUAAGAAAAAUAUGUGACCCGCUCUACCAAAACUAGGCGCUUGUCGCAUCUGAACUUGACAGGUUGAUACGGACUUGUUGUUCAUUUCCCUAUUGUAGACCUUUUGUGAAAUGUGACCAAAUCAGUUUGUAAUAGAUUUCACAAAAGGUCUACAAUAGGGAAAUGAACAACAAGUCCGUAUCAACCUGUCAAGUUCAGAUGCGACAAGCGCCUAGUUUUGGUAGAGCGAGUCACAUAUGUGCUUACCUGGAGAGGAAAUGAUGACACAAAAGAAACAAACAAAAGAUGAGUUCAUUUUCAGGGGCGUAAGGCCGGUACUUAUUAUUUUUAUCUGAUUGUACCCCUCCAGCACUGUCAUGGGAGGGCCUUGUGUUGCAAAGGUAAACUAAUACCUUUACCCACCGUGGUUAGCUCCUGCCAUGGCUAUUACCGAAGUAUGUCCCUACAAAAAGUGAUUGGGAUUGAAAAAACUAUUAUAUAUUUGUAUAAAAGUGGAUCAGAUAAUUUCCGUAAUAGUUGGUGUAUUUUUAAAGAUCAGAGCUUGAGAAAUACAAAAUUAACAUACAAGUUUGGGAAAUUUCUGUAUGAAGAGUGGGAAGUCGGCCAGAGCCACUUAGCAGGAUGUCAAUAACCCAUUGUCAUGAUAUACAUAAAAAACUCGAUCUUAUCAGAGUCUUCCAAAUAAAAGAAAGAAAGACUCUGAUCUAAUCAACCUUUGCGGAAACAUUUUAUAUUUCUCAAGCUUUAGUAAGUGUCCAAACUCGCAUCCAUGUAGGCUUCAUUCCAUAUCCGACCGCUUUUUAUGUACAGAAUUGUAAACUUUGUGAAAUUAGUAAUUUUAUCACUGUUCAUACCUAUCUACAUCUGUAUCUUUUAUUCUCAAAGAAAUUAAAAUUGAAGUCAUUUGUAUAAA
Messenger RNA from Lineus longissimus, 14483 nucleotides. Its product is annotated as cadherin EGF LAG seven-pass G-type receptor 2-like. Lineage: Eukaryota; Metazoa; Nemertea; Pilidiophora; Heteronemertea; Lineidae. Gene Ontology annotation, biological process: adherens junction organization; cell-cell adhesion mediated by cadherin; homophilic cell-cell adhesion. The record is from RefSeq and is a predicted model, not a curated record. Gene Ontology annotation, cellular component: adherens junction; catenin complex; plasma membrane. The transcript is spliced from 35 exons. Gene Ontology annotation, molecular function: G protein-coupled receptor activity; calcium ion binding; cadherin binding. Bases 279 to 9506 code for a protein of 3075 amino acids.